AUGGCCGAAAAACCACCACAGAGGAUGACGCUGCUCCAUCGGCUGCGAAAGGCCAUCCUGUUCCUCAGGCUGGUGGGUUAUGGUCUUCGCACGUACUACAACUUCUUUUCCCGCAGUCUGUCGGCCAAGAUUGCGAACCGGCUCGCAAAGUCGGACGCAUCCAUCGGUCCAGACGACGUUAAAAACAUUGUCAUUGUUGGAGCUGCCUUCUCGGGCCUCUACGCUGCGCGCCUCCUGGCCGGCGCCGUGCCCCGAGAUGGCCGCUACCGCAUCGUCGUGAUCGAGCCAAACAGCCACUUCAACUUCACCUGGGUCUUCCCUCGCUUUUGCGUCGUCGAAGGCCAUGAGCACAAAGCCUUCAUUCCCUACAGCCCCGACUUUUUUGACAUGGGGCCCAAGGGGCUGGUGCAAUGGGUACGUGACCGUGUGACCAGUCUCACAAGGGAGAACGUGCUCCUGCGGAGUGGAGAGGUGAUCCCGUACGAGUAUCUUAUCAUAGCCACCGGAUCCAACGUCGCCGAUGGUCUUCCGUCCCGCGCCGGCGUGGAGGACAAGGAGGAGGCGAUUGAGCUGCUGAAAGCAAUGCAGGAGCGCGUCAAGAAUGCCAGCCACAUUGUCGUCGCCGGAGGUGGCGCUGCGGGCGUCGAAACGGCCACGGAUGCAAAGGACCGAUAUCCGGGCAAGUCUGUCACCAUUGUGCACUCUCGGCAGGCCUUGAUGCACCGUUUCGGCAACGGACUGCAACAGGGUACCUCGGAAGCCAUGGAAAGACUGGGCGUCAACGUCAUCCUCAACGAGAAGGUGCUUCCAGAGUCUGGAGACGGAAAGUUCAUCACACUGAGCUCGGGACGAAAGAUUGAGUGCGACUGCUUCCCCGCCUCCGGCAUCGUCGCGAGCCUCGCGCCGAACACAAUCGCCCCGUCUGGUCACAUUCGGGUCAAGCCCAACCUUCAAAUCGACGACGAUUCCCUUCCGAAUGUAUAUGUCUGCGGUGACGUCGCCCAGGCCGAGGUGCGGAAUCCCAACUCGCGAGUGGCGGCGCGCCAGGCCGAGAUCUGCGCCGACAACGUGGUGCGGGCCGUUAAGGGCAAGAAGCCCAAAUACGUCUUUACCGAGGGGUUUGGCGAUGGCGUGAUCAAGUUGACUUUGGGUUUGGACCGGUCCAUCACGCAGUAUUUCGAUGGCAAGUCGGAGCUUCUGUUCCCUGCCGAAGAACCCGAUCUUGACCUCAUGUGCAAGGGAACCUGGGCUGCCAUGGGAGCAAGGCCUUUUGAGGAUACUGGCGUGUACUCUGAGUGA
Molecule: messenger RNA, 1299 nt
Organism: Podospora pseudopauciseta
Lineage: Eukaryota; Fungi; Ascomycota; Sordariomycetes; Sordariales; Podosporaceae
Exons: 3
Coding region: 1-1299 (432 amino acids)
Cellular component (GO): cytoplasm
Molecular function (GO): electron-transferring-flavoprotein dehydrogenase activity; flavin adenine dinucleotide binding
Source: RefSeq, a predicted model, not a curated record